Rhopalosiphum maidis (corn leaf aphid) is the source of this 1680-nucleotide messenger RNA. It is a transcript of the gene eIF2gamma, whose product is annotated as eukaryotic translation initiation factor 2 subunit 3. NCBI's taxonomy places the organism in Eukaryota, Metazoa, Arthropoda, Insecta, Hemiptera, Aphididae. The transcript is spliced from 7 exons. Gene Ontology annotation, molecular function: tRNA binding; GTP binding; GTPase activity. The coding region runs from base 198 to 1604 and encodes 468 amino acids. The record is from RefSeq and is a predicted model, not a curated record. Gene Ontology annotation, cellular component: eukaryotic translation initiation factor 2 complex; cytosol. Gene Ontology annotation, biological process: formation of translation preinitiation complex; positive regulation of translational fidelity.
CUAAAAGGUCUAUGGACUAUGAUAAAAUUAUGAUUGUGAAUUGUGAUUUGUGACUAAUUUGUUACCGUAUUUGACGUAUACUAAGUCUAGGUCCUAGGGCUUAUUUUUCUAUUUUAGAAAUAUAAUAUUAUUUACGUCAGACUUAAAACUAGCCAUUGCCUUUAAUUAACGCUGUAGUGUUAUACCCGACAACCAUCAUGUUUGACGCUCCUCCGUCCGCAAAACUCAAGGAGCAAGACUUAGAGAAUCUGGAUAUUUCUAAACUAACACCAUCUUCACCUGAAGUUAUCAGUCGUCAGGCUACAAUCAACAUUGGAACAAUUGGUCAUGUAGCGCAUGGAAAAUCAACCAUUGUAAAAGCUGUUUCUGGUGUUCAAACUGUAAGAUUUAAAAAUGAACUCGAAAGAAAUAUCACAAUUAAAUUAGGAUAUGCCAAUGCUAAAAUUUACAAAUGCAAUUAUGAUAAGUGUCCACGACCUGCUUGUUUUGUGUCUGGUGGUUCAGGCCGUGAUGACUCAUUACCUUGUUCUAGACCUGGUUGUCCAGGAAGAUUUGAAUUAGUUAGACAUGUAUCUUUUGUAGACUGCCCUGGUCACGACAUUCUUAUGGCUACUAUGUUGAACGGAGCUGCAGUUAUGGACGCUGCAUUGUUACUCAUAGCUGGGAAUGAAUCUUGCCCACAACCACAAACAUCAGAACACUUGGCUGCUAUAGAAAUCAUGAAGCUAAACAAUGUAAUUAUCUUGCAAAAUAAGAUUGAUUUGGUAAAAGAAGGCCAAGCUAAAGAACAACAGGAACAGAUACAAAAGUUUGUUCAAGGAACUGUAGCUGAAGGUGCACCUAUUAUACCUAUAUCAGCUCAGCUCAAGUAUAACAUGGAAGUAUUAUGUGAAUAUAUUUACAAAAAAAUCCCAAUUCCUGAAAGAGAUUUCACAUCACCUCCACGCCUAAUUGUUGUUCGAUCAUUUGAUGUGAAUAAACCUGGAUGUGAGGUGGAUGAUCUUAAAGGAGGAGUUGCUGGUGGUAGUAUUCUACGUGGUGUUUUAAAAGUUGGAAUGGAAAUUGAAGUACGCCCUGGCUUAGUAUCUAAGGACAGCGAAGGAAAAUUAACUUGUCAGCCAAUUUUCUCACGUAUAGUGUCUUUAUACACAGAGCAAAACGAAUUGAACUUUGCUGUUCCUGGAGGACUAAUUGGUGUUGGUACCAAAAUUGAACCCACAUUAUGUAGAGCUGAUCGUCUUGUUGGACAAGUAUUAGGAGCUGUUGGAGCAUUACCAGAUAUAUUUAUUGAGUUAGAAGUUUCAUACUAUUUGCUUAAGCGAUUAUUAGGUGUACGUACAGAAGGAGAUAAGAAAGCAGCAAAGGUUCAACGAUUAUCAAAAAAUGAAGUGCUGUUGUUAAAUAUUGGAUCUCUGUCAACUGGUGGAAGAGUGUUAGCUACAAAAGCUGAUUUAGCUAAAAUCAGUUUAACAACACCAGUAUGUACAGAAAUUGGGGAAAAAAUUUCUCUUAGUCGUCGUGUUGAAAAACAUUGGAGACUUAUUGGAUGGGGAUUAAUUCGUGGUGGAGAAACAAUACAACCUUCAAACCCACAAACAGGCUAAAGUUGUGAACAAUUACUAUUUCACAUUAUGUGUAUUUAUUGCAUGAUUUACUUCAAUAAAGAAGAUACAAAUAGUA